Molecule: messenger RNA, 969 nt
Organism: Musa acuminata subsp. malaccensis (wild Malaysian banana)
Lineage: Eukaryota; Viridiplantae; Streptophyta; Magnoliopsida; Zingiberales; Musaceae
Source: RefSeq, a predicted model, not a curated record
CAAUUAGUUCUCUUUCGGCUGCAGCAACGGUAGGAGAAGUGCACGUGGACGAGUCUUUCUUCUGGGAGACGCUACCCAUGCUGCUCCGCGGGAAUGUUAUAUUCCCUUGCGUUCGCCCCCGGUUGCUAUAACACGGCCAGUAUUCCCGUCACGCUCCCUGCGCUUAAUUCUUCUUCCGAGCGUUUCGGUUCGGCUGCUUCUCGUUCUCCAUUUCCCCUACAGCGAGAUAGCCGGAGGUACCUCGCCGGAAAGCGGCGGCCUCAAGCCCUCACGACUGAGUUACGCUUCGAUUUGCACAAAGGUGAUACCUGUAUCUCGUCUGAGCCGUCUGAUUGUGAUCCGAGAGGGCGAGAUGGCGCGCAAGCCUGUUCACCGGCCACUUCCCCCUCCGCCGGCGAAGCCCGCUUUAUCCGCCAUGGGCCGCCGGCCUCAGAUGAUGGCAAAGGAGCCAGCGAAGCGGCGAGCAUCUCUAGCGGAGGUGGCCGGUGCCACGACGGCGGGGUUCGCAGCGCUCUGUUGCUGUUGCCCAUGCGGCCUGGUGCACCUUCUCAUCGUGGUGGUGCUGAAGCUGCCUUUGGGUCUCGUGCGGCGGGCGCUACGGCUGAGGAGGAAUCGCUGGGCGGCGAGCACGAAGCCCAAAACCGGCCUUUGGAGGACGGAAGCCGGCGUCUUUCGCGGCGACGACGAUUUCAGUCUCUACCAUGGGGUCCUUCUGGCAAGGUCCAGCUUCAAUGAGACGUAUCCGGCGGAGUCGCCAUCGCCGGAGUUAGCGGAGCUGGAGAGGGAGAUGUUGGCGAAGUUCCACGCCGCCGGCUUUUGGCGGAGCCUUUCGCAAAGAUAAUAAGCGAAAGGUAAAGGGGGAAGAUUAAAAGAUGGUCAAAUGUGGGAUCUUUGCCAACUAUUCUGCCGUCACUGCGAGUCUCCGAAGUGGGGGAUGACAGAAGUGGAAUGAGUUCUCUGUUGUCUGAA